Molecule: messenger RNA, 1780 nt
Organism: Pan troglodytes (chimpanzee)
Lineage: Eukaryota; Metazoa; Chordata; Mammalia; Primates; Hominidae
Gene: DNAJC28
Product: DnaJ heat shock protein family (Hsp40) member C28
Exons: 2
Coding region: 598-1764 (388 amino acids)
Source: RefSeq, a predicted model, not a curated record
UUCCCUGGUAAGGUCACCUGUCCCAAUCAGGUACGAUUCUGCCUUCCGUACCCCCGAGCCCCUCAGUGUAAAGUGGCAAAUGGUCUAGCCCGGCGAAGGCACCAGCUGGAGGCGGUGGCAGGGACACCCGCAGUGAAGGGCGGACCGCGCACGCAUGCGCAGAGGCGUGGCAGGGGGGCGGGAGCCGCGGAACCCCUACCCCAGGUCUGCGCAGGUGAGGAGGGGGCGGGGCAGGACCGACCUCCCUUGCCAUGAUAACCACCUUCGCAGCCGGCUCCCAGACCGUUGGCACCGAUUGCCUAGAAAAUAGGGGGUCUCAGGAGCUCCGUUUUAGCGUUUAUAUAUCCCAAUUCCAAUUAAGCCACUUCCAGUAUUUUUUGGCCAUUGUCAGUGUACAAGUCUUCCUCCUCUUCGAGACCAUGUUAUUGCAAUAGCAGCAAACGUGUUGGGAGGCCUCACAAUUCAUCGUGGUUUUUCUGGCCUCUGGCAGAUAGCUCCUUCCUAGCGAGCUGUGGAGCUUAAAGUCUUUUGGACACUUGAUUCUAUUCAAUCCAGUAUCAGACCAGGUCAUUGCUAGGAAGAACUCUGGGUACAAUAAUGAAUACAAUGUAUGUGAUGAUGGCUCAGAUCUUAAGAUCUCACCUGAUAAAGGCUACAGUGAUUCCUAAUCGAGUGAAAAUGCUUCCAUAUUUUGGUAUCAUUAGAAAUAGAAUGAUGUCAACCCAUAAAUCCAAAAAGAAGAUCAGAGAAUAUUAUAGGCUGCUGAACGUGGAGGAAGGAUGCUCUGCAGAUGAAGUCAGGGAAUCUUUUCAUAAGCUUGCCAAGCAAUAUCAUCCUGACAGUGGCUCUAAUACUGCUGAUUCUGCAACAUUUAUAAGGAUUGAAAAAGCUUAUAGAAAGGUGCUCUCCCAUGUGAUAGAACAAACAAAUGCCAGUCAGAGUAAAGGUGAAGAAGAAGAAGAUGUAGAAAAAUUCAAAUAUAAAACACCCCAACACCGGCAUUAUUUAAGUUUUGAAGGUAUUGGUUUUGGGACUCCAACUCAACGAGAGAAGCAAUAUAGGCAAUUUAGGGCAGACCGUGCUGCUGAACAAGUGAUGGAAUAUCAAAAGCAGAAACUACAAAGCCAGUAUUUUCCUGAUAGUAUAAUUGUUAAAAAUAUAAGACAGAGCAAACAGCAAAAGAUAACGCAAGCUAUAGAACGUUUAGUGGAGGACCUCAUUCAAGAAUCCAUGGCAAAAGGAGACUUUGACAAUCUCAGUGGGAAAGGAAAACCUCUGAAAAAGUUUUCUGACUGUUCUUACAUUGAUCCCAUGACUCACAACCUGAACCGAAUACUGAUCGAUAAUGGAUACCAACCAGAAUGGAUCCUUAUGCAAAAGGAAAUAAGCGAUACUAUUGAGCAACUCAGAGAGGCAAUUUUAGUGUCUAGGAAAAAACUUGGGAAUCCAAUGACACCAACUGAACAGAAACAGUGGAACCAUGUUUGUGAGCAGUUUCAAGAAAACAUCAGAAAAUUAAACAAGCGAAUUAAUGAUUUUAAUUUAAUUGUUCCCAUCCUGACCAGGCAAAAAGUCCAUUUUGAUGCUCAGAAAGAAAUUGUCAGAGCCCAGAAAAUAUACGAGACCCUUAUAAAAACAAAAGAAGUCACAGAUAGAAACCCAAAUAACCUUGAUCAAGGAGAAGGAGAGAAAACACCUGAAAUCAAGAAAGGUUUUUUAAACUGGAUGAAUCUGUGGAAAUUUAUUAAAAUACGAUCAUUUUGAUGUUUACUAUCAUAAA